AUGGACGUAUUCGUCGUCGUUAAGAUCACCGGAGACACAACCACUGAGAAGAUAACACCGUUGCACAAAGACGGCGGCACCAGCCCCAAGUGGAACCAUCCCAUGCUGUUUACCAUCAACGGAACCCUUGUUCAAACAAAUACACCGCUCAUCACUUCCUGGCUCGUAUGUUGCCGCACCUUUCGUGGUGACAAAGAGAUUGGUGAAACCCAAAUUCCCAUCAAGGAUCUACUCGACAGCGCCGGUAGAGGAAGCCCUGCUAAGUAUACCACGUACCCGGUUAAGAAACCAUCGGCAAGGUAA
This is a messenger RNA of Hibiscus syriacus, 303 nucleotides long. Its product is annotated as protein SRC2 homolog. NCBI's taxonomy places the organism in Eukaryota, Viridiplantae, Streptophyta, Magnoliopsida, Malvales, Malvaceae. The record is from RefSeq and is a predicted model, not a curated record. The transcript has a single exon. The coding region runs from base 1 to 303 and encodes 100 amino acids.